AUGAGGAGCAAAAAGAGCCGUCAUAAACUGGUCGCUCUCAACUUUCUAUCCAAUAUUUCUCUUGAUGGGAGACAUGAACAUAAACCUAAUGGAAUUGGCUAUCACUCUUCUGUCCCGUACGUUUUCAGUGCUGGACAAAAUAGCACAAAAAUUUCUCCAGUCAACUCUUCUUAUGAGCAGCUAGUUAAUGAUACAUUUCAUGAAAUAUCUGAAGAAUCAGUACCAACCAAGUUUUCGCGAGUACCUGAAAGCAUCUUAAGUCCGGUGGGAUGUGCCCAGAAUUAUGCUUCAUGCAAUAGUUUUGUUGAUACGCAUCUACAAAGCAAUAGAUCUCAAACAUUUUCUAAGGUUUCUGUUUCAAAUGUUUCCUCUUUAUACGUUACAGAUGUACAACUGGGUAGUGAAAAACAAGAAAACCUCACCGAUAAACCAUCUUCGAGCAAACUGUCAGUCAUUACUGAUUCAUCUAAUCGAAUCACUGAAGUGGAACCUAAGACUAAUUUUAAAAUUAAGCUAUCUCAUGAAUCUGGUAAUAUCAGUUUGGAAGACAUAAAAGGACUGUGUAAAAUGAAUCCAAAAUCAAUGCAAACUAAUGCGUUAUCCAUAAUUUCUAAACGAAUGGCAUUAAGCCCGCUAGAUGCUAGUGGGAAACCAGUUACCUUGUUUUCAGUUUUACCAUAUCAUCGUAAAACAACAGGAUCUCACUUCAGAGUUGGACGUCGUCAUAUCCUUCCUCCCAGUUCCCACAAACUUUCUUCAGGUGUGCAACAGUUGCAGUCUCCCGCAAGUUCAGUCCGCCUGCCACAGACUUCUGUAUCCACCGGUGUUACACAUAUUAAAGAUCCUAACCCUCAAUCCAAUUUUGUUCUUAAUGUGUUAAGUCUUAGCUCUUUUCGGCCUGUUAAUGGCGAGACUAUUUCAUAUGCUCAUUUCAUUCAACCAAAUUGUCAAUUGUCAAAGAAUACUGUAAAAGUUGGGCAUCCGAUCGAUAUUCUACUAAAUUCAGGUUUCAGAUCGAAUUGUGAUUCGUUUACUCAUUUUCACGAAGCUUCUGCUAUACCUAACUCGAAUUAUUCUCGACGUAGCUUCUUGAGUAAUUCUACAGUAAUUCCUUCGUCUAAUACACAUUGGCAUCAUUCUACGACGUCAUUUCAUAGACAACGCAAUUCUAGUUCAAGCAGUACAAAUUGUUAUCCAGAUCCAUUGAUAAGUUAUAACCCAUUUCUUUUGGAUGAUCCGGAAUUAUUAGUUUCAACAGGGAAACGUGUAUUAAAACUUCCGAACUAUUUGACUAGUGUUUUGGGAUAUAUUCGACCGAAUGAGCGUAAGCGUGAAGUCAAUCGACAAUUCCAUGAAAGAUUUCCAUCAAUACAAAUAACAUUAACGAAAUUGCGUAGCAUAAAAUUAGUAUUGGUACAAAUUGCUCAACGCUUGUCCAUGGACCUAUGGAUUGUUGCACAUGCUCAUGUGCUUUUCGAGAAAUUAGUACUAAAGUUGUUUUUAACAAAAUUGAAUAGAAGAUUAUGUGCUUCAGCUUCACUCUUGAUCAGUGCGAAACUGAAUGAUGUAAAAGGUUCACAAUUAUAUGGUUUACUUCAAGAAUUGGAAACAGCUUUUCGUAUCUCACGUCGGGAUUUAAUCAACACAGAAUUAGAUGUUGCAUUGGGUUUAGAGUUUUCUCUAAUUCCAUCUGAAUAUGAAAUUCUACCACAUUAUCAAAGGUUAUAUAAAAGUCUGAAUUUAACUUUACCAUUUCUACCGGUUGUGCUAACCACGAAUAAUACUAUUGGUGUUAAUUCCUGUGUUGUUACAUCGAGUAAUAUAAAUAAUAAUAUUCAUGAUGAUGAUAAUAAUAAUGUUAAUAAUAACAAUGUUAAUUGUACAAUGAAUGCCGAAAAUCAACCAUGUCUUGUAUAUACUGCUUCAUCAAAUAUUUGCAGCACAUAA
Schistosoma spindalis is the source of this 1947-nucleotide messenger RNA. The record is from the annotation of a GenBank genome assembly. NCBI's taxonomy places the organism in Eukaryota, Metazoa, Platyhelminthes, Trematoda, Strigeidida, Schistosomatidae.